CGUACACGACUACAGGGCAUUGCUACUUACCUCCCGAAACACAGCAAACUUGCGACUACGUCGAUAAGCCCAACCGGAUAAGUUAGCGAUAAGGGGGGCAAGGGCGAGUGCUCGGGAGCCCCUGCCCCUUGUCGAAAUGGCUACCACACUCACAUUACACGUGAAGCCCACCGUGGGGGGCGAGCGGGUCACCCUCAGCAUAGGCUCGACCGCCACAGUGGGCGAAUUGAAGGAAGAGCUUGCGGCAAAGAACGGGAUGCCAGCUGCGGAGCAGCGCCUCAUCUUCAAGGGCCAGAUCUUGAAAGACGACGAGCGGACGAUAGACGCUUACGGUAUCGUCAACGAGAGCGUGCUGCAUCUCGUGCGCGGUCGGCCCACCGGCGGCAGCUCGGCGUCGGCGGGAGCUUCAGCAUCACCGGCGGGUGCAUCUGGCGGCGGCACCGGAGCGGCCGGCGGUGGCGGUUUCGGCAUGCCGGGCGGCCUGGGUGGUGCCGGCGGCGGGUUUGGCGGGCUGGGGGGCCCCGGCGGCAUGCCACCCGGCAUGCAGCAAGCCAUGGCCGCCAUGAUGAACGACCCGGCGGUUCAGACCAUGCUUACCUCGCCCGACAUGCUCCGCGCCAUCAUCGGCUCCAACCCGGCCAUGCGCGAGCUCAUGGAGCGAAACCCCGAGAUUGGGCAAGUCCUGAACGACCCCGCCACGCUGCGGGAAAUGAUGCGGAUCGCGUCCAACCCGGCUUUGAUGCGCGAGCACAUGCGCACCAGCGACCGCGCGCUGUCCAACAUCGAGGCACUGCCCGAGGGCUUCAAUGCCCUUCGCCGACUGCACGAGCAAAUACAGGAACCGCUGAUGAACGCUGCGACGGCGCCGCCGGGCGCUGACGGCGCCACCGCCACCUCCACCUCCGGGAGCGGCGCCUCUGCGGCUGGAGCCGACCCGCUUGCAUCGCUGCUAGCACAGGCACUCUCCGGCGCUGGGUCAGGCGCGGGGGCUGGCGCCGCCGCCACUGGCACCACAUCUGCCACUGCUUCAGGGACCGGUGGCGGCGGCGGCGACGGCACGGCAUCCACAGCAGCAGCAGCCACGCCCAACAACGCGCCGCUUCCAAACCCCUGGGCUCCUGGCGGCGGCGGCGGCGCGCCUGGAUCCGGAACCGGGUCCAGCGCCGGCGGGCUUCCAGGGGGCCUGGGGGCAGGCUUUCCCGGGCUCGGGGCGCUGGGGGGGCCGGGGGGCCCCGGCGGCGUGCCGGGUAUGAACAUGAACCCAGCCGAGGCGCUGUCCAUGCUGCAGAACCCGCUGGUGCAGCAAAUGAUGGGCGCGCUGUCGUCCAACCCGCAGCUGAUGGAGACCAUGAUCAACUCCAACCCCCAGCUCCGCGCGAUGGCGGACGCCAACCCCAUGAUGCGCUCCAUGCUGAGCGACCCGCACACGUUGCGGGCGAUGAUGGACCCGCGGCACAUGGCGCAGAUGAUGCAGCUGAUGCAGCAGAUCGAGCAGAUGCGGGGCUCCAACCCGCUCUUUGCGCAGAUGUUCGGAAACGCCAUGGGCGGCAUGGGCGCGCCUGGCGCCGCCCCUCCUGGCACCGCCGCCCCCGGCGCCGCCCCUCCCGGCACCGCUGCCCCUCCCGGCACCGGCGCAAUGCCCGACAUGGCGACCAUGGCAGCCCUGCUCGGCGGCCUCGGCGGCGCUGGCACCGGCGCAGGCGCAGGCGCGGGUGCAGGCGGCCUUGCAGCCCUGCUGGGCGGCCUCGGUGGCGCCGGCGGACCCGGCGCCGGCGGUCUGGGCGGUCUGGGCGGUCUGGGCGCGCUAGGAGGCCUGGGCGGCCUGGGCGGCCCGGGCGCGGCGCCGGCGGGGCUGUUUGCGCCGCCGCCGGUGGCGGACCCAGAGACGGCGUUCGCCACGCAGCUGCAGCAGCUGCAAGACAUGGGCUUCUUUGACCGCCAGCAGAACAUUGCGGCGCUGCAGGCCACCGGCGGGAACGUGAACGCUGCGGUUGAGCGCCUGCUGGGCGGCCCCUGAUGGCUGGGCAGGAGAGCGAGCGCGAGAGCCGGCGCUGCGGCGGCCGCUGAGGGCGCCAGAGUCCGUGAGAGCCGCCGAAUGAGAGCCGCCAAGCGCUCUGUGGAGCAAGGCCGAUCGGCAGUGUGACAGAGAGGGAGAGAGCGAGAGCGCCCGGCUGUGGUGGGGCGGCUGGCUGCGUCCGAGCUGUGGGUCGGGCCGCUGGUUGUUGUGGGGGCCGUGGCAGGCGGCUCGAAUGAGGUUCGGAAUGAGGGUAGGUUGCAGGAGAGGGAUCGGCGCUUGGUGAGCGGUGAUAGGGCUUUGCGCGUUCGCGGCUCUUGCUCGCAGCCCGGCUGGACUGAAAAAAGCGUGUGGAGCGGACAGGAGGGGGGGACGAGGAGGUGGCACGAGGAGGGGGCAGCAGCUGAUGGGGGCUCGGAAGCCAGGAGCUGCGAAGGAGAGAGGCAAGAGAGGCAAGGGACACGGGCGGCAAGGGGCGGAGGCAAACCAGCGCAUGAAGUCGAGAAGAACCCAUUGGCAAUUUGCCGAGAGCGAGCUGAGGGUUGCAAGGGAACUGCUGCUGCUGCUGCUGGUGGUGAUGGUGUGGUUGCGGCUGUCGCGGCUGUUGCAAGGUGCUGUGUUUGACCGGCUUGGAAGGGCUGGCAUGGCGGCAGGCCUGCAGCCGACGCGACCCACGUCCCACGCAUGCAGCAACUCUCAGAGGCCCCCAUUGAUUCAGCCGCAGCACGCGUGUGUGGUCGGCGGGUUGGGCAGGCCCUUUCACUGCCCACUCCGCUGGUCACACGCGCGCCGCUGUGGAAAUUUUGGCGCUUUUUGAUGUUGGUGUGCGGUGCGCAAGUGUUGAAACGUCGAAGUAUCGAGGCCCUAGUGAAGUGAUUGGUGUGCGUGCGUGUGUGCUCGUGCGCGUGUGAGACUGGGUUGCGGCUAGGUGGCCAUGCGGUGUACGGCACUGCAGUGUGGUACGGCAAUUGGAGGGGAGAGCUGUACUGCUAUAAAAGCUGUGAGAGGAGCAGUGAGGUUGAUGUUGAUGCGUGGUCGGUGGAUUUGGUGGUGGGCCAGAACAAAGGCGGGGCGUUCCGCAACGUACAGCUGGCGGCUCGCUUGUCUUGUUGGAGUCUUGCGUGUGGGACGGGGGGAGGAGGGCUGAGGGGAAGCACACGCUGUUGUGACGCGUUUGAGCCAGGGGAGGAAGUUUCCCUGGAUUGAACAGGAGGGGGCGGGAAAGCCACGGUGCGUGGUUAGGGAACGUGGGGCGGAGCAGCGUCGGGACCCACACAGCGAGGGAGGCAAACAGGGAGGCAUACCAUGGGUCAACCAGCGAGAGUGCAAAAAGGAACACGGCCAUCGCCAACAAGUUGAGGGCUUGCGGCGGUGUGUGCGGACGCGGUGAUGUGGGCCGUGUACCAACGUCCGGCCCCAACGUGCCUUGCAAGGGGAACAGGAAGCGCGAUAUGGUGUGUCCGCGGGACGUGGGAGGCCGGGCGCACGGAGCGUGAAGAAAGCGCGUCACCAAACUUCCAACCAGCCAGCAACUUGUCGGUAACUCCGGUGUUCGACCAGCCGCGCGUACCAUACUGCACUGCUGUUGCAAAUUGUUUGUCAUCUGCUGGGGUCUGGGAAUCAGUGCAUCCUACGGGAAUUCGCCAACCUGCCUUAACCUUGUCCCAUCGCACACCUACAGGAGAACAGGUUCCGCAAUCUCUGCAGUGGCAAGGGCCCCUUAGCGUUCUCUCAAUGCGCACGGUGUCGGAGCCUGUAGGCAGGAUCUCUCCAUUACCUCCACUUGCUUCCUUUGCCAUGUCCCAACGUACCGGACCGUAUUGGCCUCAGCUCGAAGGCGCCCCAGACGCCCCACUAGCCUUGGCGGCGGCGGCGCACGCGUACAAUGUUCUGCAUGCACGCGUGCAUCUGCGCGUACACGUACACAGUCCUACCCCAGAAAACAAGGGGUGUCAGCUUUGUACAGCUGGAAAAUGGGCUGAGCCCCCGUACGCUUGGGAGCUAAUAGGGUGUAACGCCCCGUCAGA
This is a messenger RNA of Chlamydomonas reinhardtii, 4041 nucleotides long. RefSeq lists its product as uncharacterized. Lineage: Eukaryota; Viridiplantae; Chlorophyta; Chlorophyceae; Chlamydomonadales; Chlamydomonadaceae. The record is from RefSeq and is a predicted model, not a curated record. Gene Ontology annotation, biological process: ubiquitin-dependent protein catabolic process. The transcript has 13 exons. Bases 137 to 2017 code for a protein of 626 amino acids. Gene Ontology annotation, molecular function: polyubiquitin modification-dependent protein binding. Gene Ontology annotation, cellular component: cytosol.